GUCUUUUAAUCAAGAGCUUGAAGGGGGACUGCAAAGCUAUUCUAGUCUUAUAAACCAUCCUUGCCGCCGAUUCACUCUCCUCACAUUGAGAUAGUCCUCACCCUUCUCGAGUUCCCUACGCUCUCAUCUCGAACCAGACAAAAUGGCGGAGGACGACGAGAAUAUGAGCGACCAAGAGUUGAACAACGAAGACGCCGAGACUGAAUCGAAAAUCAUCAAUGAAGAAUACAAGACAUGGAAGAAGAACGCUCCUUUUCUAUAUGACAUGAUCCUCAGUACGGCCCUGGACUGGCCCACCCUAACCACUCAGUGGUUCCCAGAUGUGACAGCGGUUCCUGACACCAACUACUCCAAACACCGCCUCUUGAUAGGCACACAUACGGCUGAAGGUCAACCGAACUACCUACAAGUGGCCAGCGUCCAAUUACCCGAUCACAAGGAAGCCGACGUGGAGGAUUACAAUGAAGAGACAGGAGAAAUUGGUGGGUAUGGCGGAGGCCCAUCGGGCAGAAAUCAAAUUGAAGUCAAGUUCAAUAUUGUCCAGAAAAUUGACCAUCCUGGGGAGGUCAACAAGGCACGAUAUCAGCCACAGAAUCCGAAUGUCAUCGCGACCAUGUGCACCGAUGGGCGAGUCAUGAUAUGGGACAGGUCGAAACUCCCUGGCCUGCCUUCAGGAAGGCCUAAUCCUACAAUAGAGCUUAGUGGGCACACCAAGGAAGGCUACGGUCUCAGUUGGGAUCCUCACCAGUCGGGCCAAUUGGCCACAGCCAGCGAAGACCAUACAGUCCGACUGUGGGACAUCACGCAGGCAUCGAAAACCAACAAGUUGCUCCACGAGUCUCGCCGAUACACACACCACAGCUCGAUAGUGAAUGACGUACAAUUUCAUCCCAUCCUCCCAAAUCUGCUGGGAACUGUAUCGGACGAUAUCACCAUGCAGCUUCUGGAUCUGAGACAGCCUAACACUGAGCGAGCUGCCGCUAAGUGUGAGAGGCAGCAUCGGGAUGCGGUCAACGCCCUUGCGUUCAACCUUUCAAUAGAGACUUUGGUUGCGACUGGAAGUGCCGACAAGACGAUUGCCAUCUGGGACCUGCGGAAGCUCACGGACAAGUUGCACGUUCUCGAAGGGCACAAUGACAGUGUGACGACACUAGAAUGGCAUCCAUUUGAAGAGUCGGUUCUCGCAUCCAGCAGUUACGAUCGAAGGAUAAUUUGUUGGGAUUUGGAAAAAGUCGGCGAUGAGCAGGCCCCUGAAGACAGUGAAGACGGUUCCCCAGAGCUUCUUUUCAUGCACGGAGGACAUACCAACCGGAUCAGCGAUUUCUCAUGGAACAAAAACAUCCCAUGGGUGGUUUGCAGUGCAGCGGAUGACAAUCUGAUCCAGGUGUGGAAGCCGUCAGAGGCGAUUGUUUGUCCUGAUGAAGAAGAUGUCGCAAUGAAUGAGCUGGAAGGCUGAGUGGAAAUAGUAAAGAGUGAUGAGGGGUCUGGCUUGGGUCCUCUGGUCUGAAAUCGAGGCUUAUCGUGCACAGACGCUGGUUUGAACUAAACCUGGGCCUCUUUUGGUGUGCCAUACCGUCCUUUGCCUUGAGCAUGGUUUGGUGCCAGCGCAGUCUGUCUUUGCAAUAUGGGCAUGGUCGAGACCUCCGAGGCUACUGAGAGUAUGACACAAGAGCUAUGGGUUGCCUUUGCUGAGCCAGUUCCGACGAAACCAGCACCACGAGGCGCGGUUCAGCUAGUAAAAGCAAAGGAAGGGAAAUGUUCAGUUGGUUUCUCGCGGUGUAUGGCGUAUCUGGUACAUGCCCAUACCUACCUAUGCAGUUGGUGUGUGGCUGCGGCAGCGGGAUUGUCCGUGCAGGCGCAUAGCGAGGGGGCAAAGGGCGGCAGCGGGCAUUGGCCAGUACUCGUAACUGCAGGUGUGCAAUUGUGGGCUUCUGGACUUGUGGGCUCCUCAGUUAAAGCUGCGCCACGAUGGGCGCCUGGAACCGCUUAUCCAAAACGCUUAGUACUGGCGUUCCUGCUCCCUGGACUCCUUGAGCUGCUGGGCUGCUGGGCUGCUGGGCUUCUCUGCCACACUUGGUGCUGGGCUUGUCGUCAUAGCUGAUCGACUCUCCUUCGUUGUCCUCAAUGCCCUGCACUCCCUGGGCCGUGGAGCCGUUUCCCGUGGUUCGUGGUAUUGCUGUCGGCAGCCACUCAAUGUGACUGCUCGGCCCUCUUAUUAUAUACCGCAUGCGCCC
Cladophialophora immunda is the source of this 2234-nucleotide messenger RNA. RefSeq lists its product as uncharacterized. Lineage: Eukaryota; Fungi; Ascomycota; Eurotiomycetes; Chaetothyriales; Herpotrichiellaceae. Bases 143 to 1456 code for a protein of 437 amino acids. Gene Ontology annotation, biological process: regulation of gene expression. The record is from RefSeq and is a predicted model, not a curated record. The transcript has 4 exons. Gene Ontology annotation, molecular function: histone binding. Gene Ontology annotation, cellular component: Rpd3L-Expanded complex; cytoplasm; Rpd3L complex.